Messenger RNA from Neurospora tetrasperma FGSC 2508, 2368 nucleotides. RefSeq lists its product as uncharacterized. Gene Ontology annotation, cellular component: cytosol. Gene Ontology annotation, biological process: pentose-phosphate shunt. NCBI's taxonomy places the organism in Eukaryota, Fungi, Ascomycota, Sordariomycetes, Sordariales, Sordariaceae. The transcript is spliced from 6 exons. Gene Ontology annotation, molecular function: transketolase activity. Bases 52 to 2112 code for a protein of 686 amino acids. The record is from RefSeq and is a predicted model, not a curated record.
UACCCUUCUCCCAUCCCAUAGUAUCCGACAUCUUUGUCCAGAAUCGCAAACAUGUCGUCCUUCACCGAGACAGAUCAGCUCGCCAUCAACACCAUCCGUGUGUUGGCUGCCGAUGCCACCGCGCAUGCCAACUCCGGCCACCCUGGUGCCCCCAUGGGCAUGGCUCCCGUUGCCCACGUUCUUUUCAACCGUUUCAUGAACUUCAACCCCAAGAACCCCAAGUGGCUCAACCGUGACCGCUUCGUUCUCUCUAACGGCCACGCCUGCAUGCUCCAGUAUGCUCUCCUCCACCUCUACGGCUAUGCCCUCACCAUCGACGACCUCAAGGCUUUCCGCCGUAUCGACAGCAUCACCCCCGGUCACCCCGAGGCCCACGACACCCCCGGUGUUGAGGUUACCACUGGUCCUCUUGGUCAGGGUAUCUCCAACGCCGUUGGUCUUGCCAUUGCUCAGGCUCACACUGCUGCCGUCUUCAACAAGCCCGGCUACGACCUCGUCAACAACUACACAUACUGCUUCCUUGGUGAUGGUUGCUUGAUGGAGGGUGUUUCCUCUGAGGCUUGCUCUCUGGCUGGUCACCUCCAGCUUGGCAACCUCAUUGCCAUCUGGGAUGACAACAGGAUCACCAUUGACGGUGACACCAACCAGGCCUUCACCGAGGACGUUCUCAAGCGCUACGAGUCCUACGGCUGGCACAUCGUCACCGUCUUGGAUGGCGACCACAACCUUGACUUGAUCGCUGAUGCUAUCCAGAAGGCCAAGGAGGUCACUGACAAGCCUACCCUCAUCCAGCUUAAGACCACCAUUGGUUUCGGCUCCAAGAAGCAGGGCACCCACGAUGUCCACGGCUCGCCCCUCAAGGCUGACGACAUCAAGCAGCUCAAGGAGAAGUUCGGCUUCAACCCUGAGGAGAGCUUCGCCGUUCCCCAGGAGGUCUAUGACCUUUGCCACAAGGCUUCCGCCAAGGGUGCUGCUAAGGAGGAGGAGUGGAACCAGCUCUUCGCCAAGUACGCUGAGGAGUUCAAGGCUGAGCACGACGAUCUCAUCCGUCGCCAGAAGGGUGAACUCGCUGAGGGCUGGGAGAAGCACCUCCCCGUCUACACUCCCGCUGACCCCGCUGUCGCUUCCCGUAAGCUUUCCGAGAAUGUCCUCAACAAGAUCUUCGAGGCUGUUCCCGAGCUUGUUGGUGGUUCCGCCGAUUUGACCGGCUCCAACCUUACCAGGUGGAAGGGUGCCAUCGACUUCCAGCCUCCCGCCACUGGUCUUGGUACCUACGCCGGCCGUUACUUCCGCUUCGGUGUUCGUGAGCACGGUAUGGGUGCCAUCAUGAACGGUAUGGCCGCCUAUGGUACCCUCAUCCCCUAUGGUGGUACCUUCCUCAACUUCGUCUCCUACGCUGCUGGUGCCGUCCGUCUCUCUGCCCUUUCUCAGGUCCGCGCUAUCUGGGUUGCCACCCACGAUUCGAUCGGUCUUGGCGAGGACGGCCCUACUCACCAGCCUAUUGAGACCCUGGCCCACUUCCGUGCCCUCCCCAACUGCAUGGUCUGGCGUCCUGCCGAUGGCAACGAGACCAGCGCUGCCUACUAUGUCGCCCUUACCUCCAAGCACACCCCCAGCAUCCUCGCUCUCUCUCGCCAGAACCUUCCCCAGCUUGAGGGUUCCACCAUCGAGAAGGCCAUCAAGGGUGGCUACGUCCUCCACGAGGUUGAGGGUGCCGACGUCACUCUUAUCUCCACCGGUUCCGAGGUCUGCAUCGCCAUCGAUGCCGUCAAGGAGCUCAAGGAGAAGCACAACAUCAAGGCUCGUGUCGUCUCUAUGCCCUGCAUGGAGGUCUUCGAUGCUCAGCCCAAGGACUACCGCCUCAGCGUUCUUCCCGACGGUAUCCCCUCUCUGUCUAUUGAAGUCAUGAGCACCAUGGGCUGGGAGAAGUACUCUCACGAGCAGUUCGGUCUCAACCGCUUCGGUGCCUCCGGUGCCUACCUUGAUGUUUACAAGAAGUUCGAGUUCACCCCCGAGGGCAUUGCCAAGCGCGCCAUCGCUACCAUCGACUUCUGGAAGGAUGUCCCCAACAUCCGCUCUCCUAUCAACAGGGCUUUCCAGCAGCUCAUUUAAGGAAAAAAAGAGUGUCGUUUCGAGGUUAAUGGAAGGGAGCGAGGAAAGGAUCGGGAAAUCUUGGUUCGGAUUUAUAAAUAAGGCAAUAUUAAGAGCGCGGGCGACAUUCUAUCAGGAAAGAAUGUCAGUCCAUGCUUUAAGAGGGUCAGGCGCGGCAACAAAAGCCGCCGCCCUCAUGAGACGAGUGUUAUGAAAAUAGAAUCCAUUUAAAAAGUUCACAUAGCGUUAUGUUAAAGUAUCGCAGUUCGCUGAUCCC